GACAAGUAUUCAUCAAAAUUGAUAUUCUGUUUACUUGAUUUACUUUGAUGUUUUGCUAGCAAUCGAUUAAAUGUUUUUUACAUGAUUAUCAUUACAAAAUAUUAUAUCCUAAAUAGAAAAUGAUUUCGUCUGAUCCGGUAUUAGAUGAAAGAGUAAAAAAGACGAGUGAAAAAAUCUCGGAAAAUCUCCAUAUAAUCGCCAAUGAUCCAUCGUUGGCAUUCUAUCGAAUGCAGGAGCACAUUCGAAAAGUGAUGCCAAUGAUUGUGGAACGUCGAGCAGAGGUGGAACAUUUGCAACGUGGCUUACAAGGGCGUUGCUAUGACCUGGAAUACUCCUUAAGUGCAAUCAAAUCGGUAGAUAAGUCGGACGAAACAUUCAAAAAUGUGCAGGAAUUGCUAAAAAGUGCCAUAUUUCUUAAGCAGCAAUUGAAGGGCGAGGAAGCAAAACGGCGACCAAGCACAGCUGGCAGCCAGAACUCGGUUUACAAGAGAUUAUCAGCCCACAUUCAAACCACACUGGAAUUGCCUGAUCUCGAUUUCUCGGUUGCAUUGCGUGAAACCACUUCUCGCGUCGAAAAUAUGAUGUCAACCGCUAGGAAUGGUUCAACACAAAAUUCAGUCACACCAAGCAGUCGGGCCAGCAGUAGUAGCAAUGUUAGUGUUAGCAGCGAAGUAAUGCAACGGUCUCAUACGACACUUCACUAGAUUUAGGCCAUAAGGAGACAAUUGUACUCAUCUUUAGACAAUUUAUGGAAUCUUUAUGUUAAGCGUUUUCUUUUUUAUUAUAAUAAAUCAAACAAUUGCUUGUUGAAAUUGCUAUGGAUGCUUUUGGAAUUACAACCGAUUUAAUGCCACCGAAUAAAAUACUCCACGAAGGUGGUUUUUCAAACGAAUUGAAUAUUCGAUGUAAAUUUUCAUUUGAAAAUCAUAUAUUUUCUAGAAAAGAAAAUACAAAUAUUCCAACUUUUGUUUAUCCGAGUCGUUUAAAUAAUAAUAACAACAGUACGAACUAGUUUGCUGGUUUACAGCAUGGUUUAUGACAACGGAUUAUGGAGAUUAUGAGCUGAAACUGAAUUCGAAAUACCUGUAUUUUUUCUCAGUAUAUUAUAACUUGAACUUCUGACAUUGACAAUAAAUAUAUAUAUAACUUG
Messenger RNA from Sitodiplosis mosellana (orange wheat blossom midge), 1150 nucleotides. RefSeq names its product BLOC-1-related complex subunit 8 homolog. Lineage: Eukaryota; Metazoa; Arthropoda; Insecta; Diptera; Cecidomyiidae. The record is from RefSeq and is a predicted model, not a curated record. The transcript is spliced from 5 exons. Bases 120 to 704 code for a protein of 194 amino acids. Gene Ontology annotation, cellular component: BORC complex.